Molecule: messenger RNA, 5203 nt
Organism: Talpa occidentalis (Iberian mole)
Lineage: Eukaryota; Metazoa; Chordata; Mammalia; Eulipotyphla; Talpidae
Gene: EEA1
Product: early endosome antigen 1
Exons: 32
Coding region: 309-4742 (1477 amino acids)
Biological process (GO): endocytosis
Cellular component (GO): early endosome
Molecular function (GO): metal ion binding; 1-phosphatidylinositol binding
Source: RefSeq, a predicted model, not a curated record
AGACGUCGCUCUUGUCCUGUCUGUAAAUCCCGCGACGUUCCCCUUGAGCCUUUAAAAGGCCAGCCCCGGCAGGGGAGGUGUAACUGCUCACGGCCCCAGCGAAGUUGCCCUGGGGUCGGGAAGGGCCGGAGGCCUUGCUGUGCCCCUUUCUAGACGCUUCCAGAGUUCGCCCCUGUAGCGCGAGGAGAGAAGGCCUAGAAAGAUUGCCACUGAAGUCCAAGGAAAUUGGAUUUUAGGAAGACUCUAGAUCAUGUAUCACCUUAAGAGCACUCCCACGGUAGGGACACCAGCUACUAGGACUCCGUGAAAUGACAUCUGGCCACCUACUUACUUGCUGGUCCUUCAGCAACAUCCAUCAGCAAGAAAAAGGCAAGCAAAGUCUUGACCCUCACCCAUCAAUGGAGACUCCUGGGAGAGUUGGCUCUCAAGGUUCUGAUUUAGAUUCAUCAGCAACUCCUAUAAACACAGUGGAUGUUAAUAAUGAAAGCUCUUCAGAGGGUUUCAUCUGUCCAUUAUGUAUGAAAAGAUGCAUAACUGCUAUUGAUUUGUCGGAGCAUUACCAGAAAGUACACGCUGAAAAUGAAACAAGAGGACAGGAACUUCUUAAUGACUCCAGUGUUACUGGUUUCAUAUGUCCCCAGUGUAUGAAAUCCCUUGGAUCUGCUGAUGAACUUUUCAAACACUAUGAAGCAGUUCAUGAUGCUGGUAAUGACUCGAGUCAUGGAGGAGAGACUAAUCUUGCUCUGAAGCGAGAUGAUAUAACACUACUUAGACAAGAGGUUCAAGACCUACAGGCUUCUCUAAAGGAAGAAAAAUGGUACUCAGAAGAAUUAAAGAAAGAAUUAGAAAAAUUUCAAGGGCUGCAACAGCAAGAUUCUAAACCUGAUGGAUUGGUGGCUGAUUCAUCAGCAGAACUACAAUCUUUGGAACAACAAUUAGAAGAAGCACAAACAGAAAAUUUUAAUAUUAAGCAAAUGAAAGACUUAUUUGAACAGAAGGCGGCCCAGCUUGCCACUGAAAUUGCAGAUAUGAAGUCAAAAUAUGAUGAAGAGAAGAGUCUCCGGGAAGCUGCUGAACAAAAAGUGACACAUUUGAUGGAAGAAUUAAACAAAGAGGCAACUGUUAUUCAAGAUCUAAAGACUGAACUGCUUCAGAGACCUGGUAUAGAAGAUGUUGCUGUGCUGAAGAAAGAACUUGUCCAAGUUCAAACACUAAUGGAUAACAUGACCUUGGAACGUGAGAGAGAGUCUGAAAAACUCAAGGAUGAGUGUAAAAAGUUACAAGCAAACUAUGCUAACUCAGAGGCCACAAUAAACCAGUUAAGGAGUGAACUGGCCAAAGGUCCUCAGGAAGUUGCUGUGUAUGUGCAGGAACUACAAAAACUUAAAAGUUCAAUUAAUGAAUUAACACAGAAAAAUCAGAACCUGAAUGAGAAAUUGUUGAAGAAAGAACUGGACUAUAGUCAGUUAGAGGAGAAACAUAAUGAAGAAUCUGUGAGUAAAAAGAAUAUACAAGCAAGCCUUCAUCAAAAAGACCUAGAUUGUCAACAGCUUCAAUCAAGAUUAUCUGCAUCUGAAACUUCAUUACAGAGAAUACAGGCAGAACUAGGUGAAAAAGGAGAAGCUACUCAAAAGCUCAAAGAAGAAUUAUCAGAAGUAGAGACCAAGUACCAGCAUCUUAAGGCAGAGUUUAAACAGUUACAACAACAGAGAGAGGAAAAGGAGCAGCAUGGGAUACAACUCCAAAGUGAAAUUAAUCAAUUACACAGCAAACUUCUGGAAACAGAACGUCAACUAGGGGAAGCUCAUGGUAGGCUGAAAGAGCAGAGGCAGCUUUCAAGUGAAAAGUUGAUGGAUAAAGAACAACAAGUAGCUGAUCUACAGCUGAAACUUUCUCGUUUAGAAGAACAGUUGAAGGAGAAAGUAACAAGUUCCACAGAAUUGCAGCAUCAAUUAGAUAAAACAAAGCAACAACAUCAAGAACAACAAGCUCUUCAGCAAAGUACUACAGCAAAACUUCGAGAAGCUCAGAAUGAUUUGGAACAAGUACUUCGUCAGAUUGGUGAUAAGGACCAAAAGAUCCAGAACCUUGAAGCCUUAUUACAGAAGAGUAAAGAAAAUAUUUCCUUGCUAGAAAAAGAAAGAGAAGACCUUUAUGCAAAAAUUCAGGCUGGUGAAGGAGAGACUGCUGUUCUUAACCAAUUACAAGAAAAAAACCAUACUUUACAGGAACAUGUAACACAGCUAACAGAGAAGUUGAAGAAUCAGUCAGAAAGCCACAAACAAGCCGAGGAGAAUUUGCACGACCAGGUGCAAGAACAGAAGGCACAUCUUAGAGCUGCACAAGACCGUGUGCUUUCCCUGGAAACCAGUGUCAGUGAAUUAAAUAGUCAAUUAAAUGAAAGCAAGGAGAAGGUCUCCCAGCUUGACAUACAGAUUAAAGCCAAAACUGAAUUAUUGCUGUCAGCAGAAGCAGCAAAAACUGCUCAAAGGGCAGAUCUUCAGAAUCAUUUGGACACAGCCCAAAAUGCACUACAAGAUAAACAGCAGGAGUUAAAUAAGAUCACUACUCAGUUGGAUCAGGUCACUACAAAGUUGCAAGAUAAGCAAGAACAUUGCAGUCAGCUGGAAAGUCAUCUCAAAGACUAUAAAGAGAAACAUCUCUCUUUAGAACAGAAAACUGAAGAUCUUGAAGGUCAAAUUAAGAAACUAGAAGCUGAUAUUCUUGAAGUUAAAGUAAGCAAGGAGCAAGUUUUGCAAGAUCUACAACAGCAAAGACAGCUGAAUGCAGAUUUAGAGCUUAGAGCCACUGAAUUGAAUAAACAACUUGAAAUAGAGAAAGAAAUAGUAUCCAAUACAAAGUUGGAUCUACAGAAAAAAUCUGAAGCUCUUGAAAAUAUUAAGCAAAUGCUUACCAAACAUGAGGAAGAAAAAAUAACCCUUAAAAAAGAAAUUGAAGAUUUAAGUCAAGAUACAAAGGUGCAGCACAAGGAGUUGAGUGGCAGAAUUCAAAUGGCAGCAACAGAACUACAAAAAGUGAAAACAGAGAAAGAAAAUUUGAUGACCGAGCUUUCUGCAACAAAAGAGAAAUUAUCAAAAGUUUCUGAUUCUUUGAAAAACUCCAAAAGUGAAUUUGAAAAGGAAAAUCAGAAAGGAAAAGCUGCAAUAUUAGAUUUGGAAAAAACUUGCAAGGAAUUAAAGCAUCAACUUCAAGUUCAGACAGAAAGCACAUUUAAGGAACAGAAUGAACUGAAAAAGUCACUUGAAAAAGAGAAGGAGACCUCUCAUCAGUUGCAGUUAGAACUCAACUCAAUGCAGGGACAAGUCACACAGGUCCAGAAUUUCUUAAAACAAAAGGAAAAAGAACAACAACAACUUCAGGGGAACAUAAAUGAGCUAAAGCAGCUGCAUGAACAGAAGAAAAAGCAAAUUGAAGCUCUCCAAGGGGAAGUUAAAAUUAGUAUUUCACAGAAGACAGAGCUUGAGAAUAAACUACAGCAGCAAUCAACACAAGCAGCACACGAACUCUCAGCUGAGAGAGAGAGAAUGUCAGCUUUACAAGACUCCUAUGAUAAAAGCCAAGAAAUUCUAAAACAGCUUCAAUCUGAUUUCUAUGGGAAGGAAUCUGAACUUCUGGCUACAAGACAGGAUCUUAAGUCUGCAGAAGAGAAGCUUUCUCUGGCACAAGAGGACUUGAUUUCAAACAGAAAUCAAAUUGGAAACCAAAAUAAAUUGAUCCAAGAACUUAAGACUGCUAAGGCUACUUUGGAGCAGGAUUCAGCAAAGAAAGAACAACAAUUGAAGGAGCAGUGUAAAACUCUACAAGAUAUUCAAAAAGAAAAGUCACUGAAAGAAAAGGAACUAGUCAAUGAAAAAUCUAAACUGGCAGAGAUAGAGGAAAUCAAGUGUAGCCAAGAAAAAGAAAUUGCUAAAUUGGGUGAAGAACUCAAGUCCCACAUGCAGGAAAGUUUAAAGGAGGUAGCAAAUCUCAAGGAUGCCAAACAGCUCUUAAUUCAGCAAAAAUUAGAGCUUCAAGGAAAAGUGGAUUCCCUGAAGGCAACUCUUGAACAGGAGAAGAAAAACCAGCAAAUGAUAAAAGAACAGGUGAAAAAAGAAGAAGAUGAGCUGAAGAAAGGAUUUAUUGAGAAAGAAGCUAAACUGCACUCUGAAAUAAAAGAAAAAGAAGUAGGAAUGAAGAAGCAUGAAGAAAAUGAAGCUAAACUUACCAUGCAGAUUACAGCAUUAAAUGAAAACUUGGGCACUGUAAAGAAGGAGUGGCAAUCUAGUCAACGGAGAGUUAGUGAACUUGAGAAACAGACGGAUGAUUUGCGGGGUGACAUUGCAGUAUUAGAAGCAACAGUUCAAAAUAAUCAAGAUGAAAGGAGGGCUUUAUUAGAAAGAUGUCUUAAGGGAGAAGGUGAAAUAGAAAAGCUUCAAACCAAAGUUCUAGAAUUGCAAAGAAAGUUGGAUAAUACAACUGCAGCCGUACAGGAGCUGGGCAGAGAGAAUCAAUCCCUUCAGAUUAAACAUACACAAGCGUUGACUAGAAAGUGGGCUGAGGACAACGAAGUACAAAACUGUAUGGCAUGUGGGAAAGGCUUUUCAGUAACAGUGAGACGGCAUCACUGCAGACAGUGUGGAAAUAUCUUCUGUGCUGAGUGUUCUGCCAAAAAUGCCUUAACUCCUUCUUCCAAGAAGCCUGUUCGUGUCUGUGAUGCAUGUUUCAAUGACUUACAAGGAUAAUGGAUUAUCACAACUUCAAAGUAAUAUUAUACAAAUAUUAGAUUUUUUAAUAAAUGCACUUAAUAGAGGUCUUGGACUACUAUUUGAUUUGGACAGUGGUUGCAAUACUAGACCAAAUUAGAGUUCGUAUAUUUUGGAAUGUUAUCAAUAUCAAGUAAAACUCUUCUAUUUUUGUGAGAUUUGGGCUCAUCUUUCAUUACUUUUUCCCCAAUUAACCCCUGAAACAGCUUUCAUGAUAAGUUUAGAAUCAGCCAAUGAAAUGUAAAUAAACUUUGAACAGAAAAUAGCAAUGUAUUUUUUUAAAUAUAAUUUCAUUAUUCACAAAUGACAUGGAUACCGUCCCAUAGCUUGCUUCUUCUUUCUCCUAAAUUUAAUGUACAGAUAUGUACAUGGAUGAUGUUAUCAAUCAUAUAGGUUGCACAAUAAUCCAUGAGUUACAUGAAAUAUUCUCUUUGUGAAGU